This is a messenger RNA of Engraulis encrasicolus (European anchovy), 1379 nucleotides long. It is a transcript of the gene stx17, whose product is annotated as syntaxin 17. NCBI's taxonomy places the organism in Eukaryota, Metazoa, Chordata, Actinopteri, Clupeiformes, Engraulidae. Gene Ontology annotation, cellular component: membrane. The transcript is spliced from 8 exons. The record is from RefSeq and is a predicted model, not a curated record. Gene Ontology annotation, biological process: vesicle-mediated transport. The coding region runs from base 336 to 1256 and encodes 306 amino acids.
AAAAGGGAAUUGUUUACAAACACAUCGCCGCUGCGACAGCAGCAGUUUGUUGAUGACACGGAGACAUGAAGCUUGCUGUUUUUUAGUGGCUGGCUACUGUCACAAGUCAGUUGAGUAAUCAUUUGUUUACUGCUUGUUGGAUCAUGUGAGUGGAUUUCCCUGCUGCUCCAUAAUCGACAAGCUACUGUUAGCAGUCUUGGCUGUGCUCCGCUGCCAUAUGCUCAUCAGUGGUCAAAAGAACCACGGUUGUGUAGAACUGCUCCAUGGCAAAGUUAGCAUGACAGUACUAUUUGUUUCCUGACGUCGGGGAGAGAGAGGCGGAAAAGUUCUUUGACAUGUCUGAAGGAACGAGUAAACUGCCACUCAGGCGGCUGGAAUCGCCCAUCCACAAGUUUACCAAAGUUGUCAUUCCUACCGAUUUGCAAAGACUACAACAACAUCAGCACAACAUAGAGAAGUUCCAGAGAGCUCAGCAAUGGGACAAGCUACAUCAGGAGCACAUCAACUCCAGUCGGACUGUGCAGCAACUGCGCUCCAACCUGCGGGAGAUGGAGAAGCUGUGUGGGCGUGUGCGUGGCGAGGACGCGGCGGCCCUGGAGAAGCUGGUGAGCCCCACCAGAGAGCAGGCCUCAGCCGCCGCACUGGACUUUCUGAGGCUCCACUCCCACACCGCCACUCACCCGCUCAGCCAACCAAAGCAACCCACACCAAAUCAUGUCCCGCCCACUGGUAACGUGGAGGAGGAGGAGGAUGAUGAUGUGGACGCCGCCACUUCUCUGGCUGUCAGUCAAAUGCUGCUGCCGGCGAUUCCACCAGAGCAGUUUGCAGCAGAGAGCUGGGGCUCCCUGGAGGAGGAUUUAUUGGAGUUAAGCGGUUUGGUCAAUGAAUUUGCCUUACUUGUUCAUGCGCAGCAGGAGAAGAUUGACAGCAUUGAGGACAACGUUAGCGUGGCGGCGGCUAACGUGGAGGAGGGGGCGCGCAGCCUGGGGAAGGCUGCCAGCUCCAGCCUGGCGGUGUUGCCGAUGGCCGGAGCCCUGGUGGGAGGCGUGCUGGGCGGCCCCCUCGGCCUGAUGGCCGGAUUCAAGCUGGCGGGCGUGGCCACGGCCUUGGGGGGCGGGAUUAUCGGCUUCGCCAGCGGCAACAUGAUCCGGAGACGCAAGCGGGAGCGCGUGGAGGUGCAACUCCAGCAGCUGGACAAUGUCAGUGCCAACGCAAACGCCGACGACGCUAUGGCCGAUCAGACAAAGUCAUCUUAAAGCCCCAAUGCAAUGUAAUAAAGACCCAAUUCUGCACUUGCCACCCACGACCCCCCACCCCACCCCGGGCCCGGGACACCUCACCCUUUUGUCCUCUGUCGGCUUCCCUGCUGCUGAUUAAAC